Molecule: messenger RNA, 2095 nt
Organism: Vespa velutina
Lineage: Eukaryota; Metazoa; Arthropoda; Insecta; Hymenoptera; Vespidae
Product: DNA damage-regulated autophagy modulator protein 1-like
Exons: 7
Coding region: 996-1820 (274 amino acids)
Source: RefSeq, a predicted model, not a curated record
AACGUCAACGACGUGUUUUCUUGGUGGCGCAGCUGCUACGAGCGCCGCGUUUCCUCAUCCGACGCAUCAUCGAUCCGCACAGCCGGCCAUAACCUCAGUGCGAUUUCAACGAGCACGUCACUAUUCUCGCGUUUCCUUUUCUUCCACGUCUCUCGAAAACCUUUUCCCCGUCGUCGAAUCCUUCAAGUUGGGAAAAUAAGGAAAAAAAAAAAAAGAAAAAAAUAGAUAAGAAACGAAAGAGGAAAAAAAGUUACGAAAAAAAAAAAAAAAAGAAAAGAAGAGAAACCAACAAUUUUCGAAGAAACAUUUCUAUCUUCGUUUUUGUUCGUUAAGUGAGAGUGUGAGAGAGAGAGAGAAAGAGAGAGAGAGAGAGAGAGAGAGGGAAAGAGGGAAGAGAGUAAAUUUCAUCGAUAGAAAGAAACGAAAAUAUAUUUCUAUCUUCUUUUUUAAAUCCCCUUUAUCCCCUACCCCACCCCAUCCCACUUUACCCUACGUUCGAUCAUUGACAAUCAUCAGGAAGUCAACUGCAGUAAUAUUCUGGAUCACAGUGAGAGGGAAAACGUCUAGAGGAAUCUAUUGUAAUUAUAUAUUCUAAGGAAGGAAAGGAACAUUAAUGGCAGCUAAAUCGGACGUUAUAUAUGAUCGAUUGCAAUACGAUUGUGAAGAUCGUCGAACGAGUUAAUGAUCACGAUAAAAACGAGACAGCCGGCGAAGAGAAGUGAAAAGAAGAAGAAAAAGAAGAAGAAGAGGAAGAAGGAGGUGGUGGUGGUGGUGGUGGUGGUGGUAGUGGUGGUAAUAGUAGUAGUAGUGAAAGAAAAGGAAGAAGCACGAAUGAUCGUAUCUCAUCUAGAACGAGCGCAUCGGCAGCGCAUGCAUCGACAUACAAUUCUCAAAGAAAACAACGCCGAUCGUCGACGUUCAACGUCGUCGUCGAUAACUAAGAAAGAAUCGACGACGAACGGUGGUGGUCCGAUACGUUGAAAGAAAAAAGGAACAUGGACAAAAACGAUUUUCUUGUUAAUCUUCAUUAUUUACCUAUCAUAUUAUUCGUUUCCUUGCCGGCGGUGUUCGUUCUCACAUAUGUCAUAGCUGUAUUAUCUGAUCACGUGGAAGCAGGAUUUCCUUAUAUUUCCGACGUUGCUACCUCAGCACCAGAAAGUUGCAUAUUUGCUCAAUUUAUGAACAUGAUAGCUGCACUCAUGUGCCUCGUCAUCUAUAUAAGAUACUCUCAAGUGAAGGAAUGUACAAGUGCAUUUCGUCUUCAGGCAUCUCUACCAAGAUGGAAUUAUUGGGCCUUAAUUCUUGGCCUAACAACUACUUUAGGUGUUUCGAUAGUUGCAAAUUUUCAAGAGACAUCGGUCAUCGUUGUUCACAUGAUAGGUGCAUUUUUAUGUUUUGGCGGUGGCACCGCAUAUUUUUGGACACAGGCUGUUUGUUCGUUCUACUUGCAUCCGCUCGGAUGUUCUUUAAGAAUGGCCCAUCUUCGAACGGCACUAUCAACAUUUUGCACAUUCUGCUUCUUCGUCAUAUUCAUAACCGGAGUCCUAGCUAGUCUGGCAUAUAAAGGUACGAAUCCUCAAAAAUGGUAUAAAGGUGACGGUGGUUGGGAACUUCACGUUGCUAGUACUGUCACCGAAUGGAUCUGUGCAAUUGCAUUUUGUAUUUAUAUCCUAACAUUCACCGAUGAAUUUAAAGACAUUAGGAUGAGUCAUCCAAAGAUUAUAUGCAAUUUCAACCGUUCAAGAUCAAGUAACGAGGUUCUGAACGAAAGUCAGGCUUCUCCGUUAUAUCAAGAACAAGAUAGUCCAACAGUCACCUGAUCCCUUAACGGCAGAGGUACCGGUGUCUAUGUGAAUUUGCUUUCUCAUUCGCCAGUAGAUACACCUUGUCCUGGAUAUAGAUAUCGAGAAUACAGGGACGCUCUAUUGGAUGAUGUCGCUCCAUUAAUAGCAACGACACCGCCUAACGAGAGAAGACCCGAUGACCUCUGCCCAGUACAAAUACAUGUUCACGAUUCAUCAAUAAGAGAACGACGUCGUCAAGGAUUGGAGAGAAAAAAGGAAUGUGAAGAAAAAACAAACGUUUCUCAAGAAGA